UCUGAGCCUUCUACCUCCCCCACACCCCAUUCCAAGCUCUCUGCCUCUCUCUCCCACCUUACAAGCCGGCAAACAAACAAAGCAGCAACAAAAGAUCAACAACUCACUCAUUUCCCCACGAUCACACUCGAACGCCCGGCCGAUGGCAGCCAAGGUGGCGGCGCCGCUCGCGUUGCGCCGCGACGUGCGUGGACCGCUCGGCCGGCGGCCGGGAGGUUGCGGCCGGAGCGGGAGCGCGCUGUGCUGGAGCAGUGGCACCGGCAGCAGGCCCGCGGCGCCGGCGUGGCUGGCGCGCGCGCGCGGGAGGAACAGGUCCGGCGCCGGCGGGCGGAGCACGACCAAGGACGACGAGCUCGCUGAUGAGGAGGAGGCCGAGGUGGUGAUCGUCGACGUCGGGGACGAGGAGGAGUUCGCCGGCGACGAGCUGUCCGGGUUCAGGGGCCUGGUUCUUGAUCUGUCCUACAGUGUGCCCAGGCCUGUCAAUGUUGUCUGCUGGAAGCGCGCGAUUUGUCUGGAGUUCAUGGAGAAGGCCGAUGUAUUGGAGUACUACGAUCAAACCGUCUCCUCGCCUAGCGGAUCCUUCUACAUCCCUGCAGUUCUGAGGGUUCCGCAGCUGCUGCAGGUCGUCAAGAGGAGAAGAGUCAAGCAGAGCCUUAGCCGUAAAAACAUACUUUACAGGGACGGAUUUAUCUGUCAAUAUUGCUCUUCCGGCGACAACUUGACCAUUGACCAUGUUAUUCCGAUUUCGCGUGGUGGUAAAUGGGAAUGGGAAAAUUUGGUGACUGCAUGUUCAAGAUGCAACUCCAGGAAGGGUCAGAAGACACUGGAGCAAGCAAACAUGAAGCUACUCAAGGUCCCCAAGCCACCGAAGGAAUACGAUAUUCUGGCCGUGCCCUUGACAAAAACUGUAUUCAGGACGCUCAAGAGGAACCAAGGGCUACCUGAAGAGUGGCUGCAGUAUCUUGCCAGGCCAUCUCCAUGAUCAAGAGCUCCAGCCCUUUCCAACCAUCUCAUUGUUAAGCUGCAGAGCCAAAGAUUCAUCAUUAUCCAUCACAAUUUCUGUACAUGUCAAUAAUUCUGAGUAAAUAAACAUCUUACUGAAUUGAAUAAA
Phragmites australis (common reed) is the source of this 1111-nucleotide messenger RNA. RefSeq lists its product as uncharacterized. The transcript has 7 exons. NCBI's taxonomy places the organism in Eukaryota, Viridiplantae, Streptophyta, Magnoliopsida, Poales, Poaceae. The record is from RefSeq and is a predicted model, not a curated record. Bases 143 to 982 code for a protein of 279 amino acids.